AUGGCGCGCCAGGGCAAUCAAAUCGCUGAAAGCCUGGCUGUAUGGGGUUCGAUAUCUCGACCAGUGCAUCCAACUGACCACGCCGGCACCGACAAACUGCGUAAUACGGUUCGCAGGUACAUCACCGCUUCACUGCGUCUAGGCAGCGAAUCAAGUCCGCCACGCGAGGCAUGCUUGUGCACCCUAGUCUUUUGCGUCACAAGUGGCAUAACGAGGUCCAAGUUCUAUGACCGGUCUAUGCCCCAGGAAUCAACAUCUGAACGCGAGCCUGUAUUCAAGCUCGUAGCAAACGCCCAAUUCGAUUGA
Messenger RNA from Penicillium canescens, 306 nucleotides. RefSeq lists its product as uncharacterized. The record is from RefSeq and is a predicted model, not a curated record. The transcript has a single exon. Lineage: Eukaryota; Fungi; Ascomycota; Eurotiomycetes; Eurotiales; Aspergillaceae. Bases 1 to 306 code for a protein of 101 amino acids.